Molecule: messenger RNA, 309 nt
Organism: Phytophthora nicotianae INRA-310
Lineage: Eukaryota; Oomycota; Peronosporomycetes; Peronosporales; Peronosporaceae
Exons: 2
Coding region: 1-309 (102 amino acids)
Source: RefSeq, a predicted model, not a curated record
AUGAGUUCUUCCCAGCGUGAGCGCACUCGGCAGAAGAAUGCAGAGAGACAGCGGUUACGCAGGGCCCAGAGAAAAGCUGAAGAAGUGGAAGCUGAUCGUGAAAGAAAUCGCCUAUCUCAUCAGGCCCAGCGAUCGCUGCGCACUCAAGUUGCACGAGAGCAUGAGCGUGAACAGCAGGCCGAGGACGAGCGUAAGGAGGAGCGUGAAGCGAAUGCUGUGGUUCAGGCUACGCAACGCUCCCAGCAGACUGACGACGAGCGUCACAUAGAGCGUGACGCCAACCGAGAUUCCUGCUCAGUAAUUCCAUAA